AUGACCUGGUUUCAGUUUCUGAUCCUUUUCCUGUUGCCCCUGGCCGCCAUGUUUUUCUGCUACUCUUUCGUUAUUAAGGUUCUUUGGAAGAGUACCAAAGAACUGAAUAAGCUAACUGGACAAUCUGACGGAAAUAGUUGUAUGCAGUUACAACAGCUGCAAAAACAGCAACAACAACAAAAUAAAAGAACGAAAAUGGUUACCAUGGCGAUCACGUGCCCGUCUGCUAAAAAUAGAAACAGCGGUAUGACGUUGAUGAUGACGUCAGAGGGGGCCGUCAACAAGCGCGCGAAAGGUAGCGGGGAUUUGAAAGAUUCCCGCAAACAGGUAAUCAAGAUGUUGUUGGUAAUAAUCAGCUUGUUCUUCCUUUGCUUCGGACCGAAGUGGGUGAUUAACGUUUUGAAGAAACAUCAAACUGAGAACUUGUUCCUCGGAGAAUUAAUUUUCUUUCUCGGAAUCUCAGCAGACUACCUACCAUUCCUUCACACCUGCGCCAAUCCCGUCAUCUACUGCUUCCUCUCUUCCAGUUUCCGGAAAGGACUUCGACUCGCCUUUUCCGGUAUUAUAAAUAAAUGUCAGAGCUCCGGAUUUUGUUGUUGUUGUGGUGGUCGCCGUAGGUGCAACAACAACAACAACAAUAACAAAUGUCUAUCGACAAAUGGUUGCGGUUGCUGUUGUUGUUUCUGUAACAAAGUUUCAACAAUCGAAGAUGAGGAAUACGAUUCUAGUUGCGUCAUGCAAACUCAGUACUCGACCACUCUAAACAACAACAACAACAACAACAACAUCAACAACAACAACAAUCUGACACAGCAACAGUUGCUAAAGCUUAAAAAUUGUGAAUACAGCACCGUUGUCAGGUCCGAUAAAGAUGACGACCAUAAUAAAAUCGUACACAUUGAUGACGACAAUGAUGACGUCAUUGUCAAUAACAUCAACAAAAAUGACAACAACAACAACAACAAUAGCAAUAAUAAUAAUAAUAAUGACGCUAACAUGUCUACUAGAGAAAAAGAAGCAAUUGUCAAUAUUGAUCAUUGUUGA
This is a messenger RNA of Helobdella robusta, 1044 nucleotides long. RefSeq lists its product as hypothetical. NCBI's taxonomy places the organism in Eukaryota, Metazoa, Annelida, Clitellata, Rhynchobdellida, Glossiphoniidae. Gene Ontology annotation, cellular component: membrane. The record is from RefSeq and is a predicted model, not a curated record. Gene Ontology annotation, biological process: neuropeptide signaling pathway. Gene Ontology annotation, molecular function: neuropeptide receptor activity. Bases 1 to 1044 code for a protein of 347 amino acids. The transcript is spliced from 4 exons.